Molecule: messenger RNA, 4371 nt
Organism: Dreissena polymorpha
Lineage: Eukaryota; Metazoa; Mollusca; Bivalvia; Myida; Dreissenidae
Product: protein CFAP20DC-like
Exons: 20
Coding region: 5-3004 (999 amino acids)
Source: RefSeq, a predicted model, not a curated record
GAACAUGUUCAAGAACGAUUAUCAGGGUGGGGCUUUCUUUGAGGUGUUUUCACCACAACAGAAGGAUGGCCUUUCACAAUGGAAAGUGUCUGGAACUGUUCCCAUGAAGUAUGAUAAAGAGAUCAAAAGCUACUGCUGUUAUUUGGAUGGGGUCCCAGCCACAACUAAAAUGCAGCUUCCAAAAGAUCCCAGAACAUCAUUACACCUCGUUCAGCCCUACUUAAUUCUUCAAGUAUACUUAAAAAAGGCUGCAGACUUCAGUAUGGAAUUAGGUUUGUCUGAUAUUCACAACAACAAGCGGCGUAUACAGUUGUCCACAGCACAGAAGGACCUGAAUAUCAACCCACUUCAUGCAAGGGUACCACUGAGGAUUAUCAGAACUGGAGUCUGGUUGAACCUGUGUAUCAGCCUGGUGUCCAUGGUGGGGGACACCUGGAGAGGAGAGACGUUCAAAAUGUUGGACAGCCUUACUUUGUCAGCUAACUGUAAGCUAAGGAGAAUCUUCACUAUGAGAGUGCAGCCUCCUGAUACUGUUGGAGAUGAUGAGCUGUAUGGCUGUGCAUCCAGUAACUCCGGACAGCUGGAGAACAUUCCUAAGCAAGCCCAGUUUGCAUCGGAUGUCUCACAGUGCACACAGUUGCUGACAAUAGACAAGAUUCGGCAUGCAGAGCAGCUCAGGGGCGGGGAUGUCCGCGGAUCUAUAAAUAGUACUAUCGAGUUAGAUUUGAAUGCCAGCGGCAGAAGGUCCUCAGCCAACGGCAGUAACGACAACUUCCAUAUUGCAUUUGGGUCUAAAGUGUCUGGAGUCAGGACCUCACAAACUGCUGGAAAGACAUCAGCAAGAGAUGUAGGCAAUCAGUCAAACAGAAGCAUACAAAACAGUUCAAGAGCAGAAGAUAGUCCAUUUUCUUCUGGAUUUCAUGAAAUGUCAAGUAGCAAAGAUAUCCUGACUACUAAUCAGGAACCAGGCUCUGGGUCAUUGCGACCGAGGGUGCCUCAGGGUGGGGAGGGGGGUGGGGACGGGGUUAGGCGAGUUCCCAACCCCCCUGAUAAGCCAGCCUCAGUGCGGAUAGGUCACCAGCGCCAGUUCUCAGAUCCAGCCAAUGUUGUUGAGAGGGAUCCAGCCACAAAAACGUUCAAUGUGGAGGUGCCCCAUGUUCAGCCCCACCCCCCUAGGGAGCCAUCACAUGAUCGGGUGAGGCGGAGACCAGCCAGGUUUAAAAAUGGGAGCAGCAACGAGCGCCCAACAAAAUCUGCCUCACAGAAAGAUGAAGGCCUAGGCACCAGUGAAUCAUCCAUAUCAACCACUCAGCAGUCUCCAUACCAGGAGGCGCGGCGGUUCCGGGUCGUAUCCGAUACUGACCUCAAUACCAGCGGUAGCAGUAAUGAGUCUGGUUCUAGACAGACCUCUGCUGAAAUGCUCAGGAGACAGGUCUCAAAUAGUCGAACUUCCAAGCCACCACAGAAAGAAUACAAGCCGUCCAACUAUGAGUCUCAGGACGUGGAGGUGUACGACUCGGUGUCUGACGUGAUCCAGAUUCUGAAGGCCAACAUGGGCCUCGAUGCACAGAUAUCUGACCAUGAGGACGGGCAGUCCCUCGAGAGUGACGGUGAGGAGAAGGGUGAUACAUACCUGUUUGUGUCCCAACCUCAGCCUGCACCAAGACAGAAAAAUGCCUCACCUCUUUCACCACUAGUGGAUAAAGAAUUACAAAAGAAUGUAGACACAUCUAAGAAUUCUAAAUCAAGACAUACAAGUUCAUCAAAAUCAAGAGGUCCAAGACCUGAAGAAGACUUUGUCAAUGGCAGUGCAUCUAGCAGUGAUGAUGAGAGAAAAUAUGGUGUUAAUAGACAAGGGUCUCGUCCUAAUAGUGGCAGCAGACCAAACAGUGGUAAUCGGCCUAAUAGUGGUACCCGACCUUCUAAUAGUGCGCGACCUAAUAGUGGAAAUCGACCUAAUAAUGAUGUGCGACCCAAUAGUGGAACAAGACCUAAUAGUGGUUCUCUUCCUAAUAGCAGUAUUAAACCCAACAGUGGCAGUAAAAAUAACAGUGAACUACGAUCUUAUUCUUCUCACAAUGCUACUGGCACUAGUCGACCACCCAAUCCCAGUAGUAAAUCCAGCAUAAAUGUUGCUGAAAAACUCUCACAGACAAAUGGUGGCCAAAUGCUAUUGAGUGACUCAAACUAUGUAAAUAGUGGAAAUAGGGAUAGUCAAGGUACAUUUAACACAGAGAAAACUGCUGGUAUUUCCAUACCUAAACUAACAAGUCUUACAAACGGUGCAGAUGAUAGUGAAGACUUGGUUCCUGUGACGGCAGAUAGCCCUACUUUCACAAAAGGAUUUACUGAUAGGAGUUACAUAUCAAGAAUUAGCAAGACUAAAGUAAGGGAGAUUCCAAUGUCAGAUGCAAGGAUUUCUCAAACCCAAGCAGAUGAAAAACCAUAUGACUUCCAAAAAUACAAGUACGAUAAUGAGCUGACUGAUUCUCAGGAGAUGGAAAUGUUAGCUGCCAUUCAGGGAGCAAGAAGCGUGGACUUUGAACCCACAAACAUCAUGUCUCCACGGGCAAACCAUGCAACAAACACCAAACCGACUUUUGUUAUCACAGACCCUGGAGAGUUACACAAUGGGAAAGCUUUCCAGAAGGUAACCGGCCCAGAAGGUCAUAUGACCCAAAGGUCAAACGAAAGGUCAAGGUCGAGGGCUAGCAGGGAGACUGGGACUGAGUCCCCCACCAUGAUCAGCGAUGAUGACACCAGCUUCAGCACUUGGAAACCUCCUCAGUCACAUCAGAAGGGAAGCCUUCAUCCUGCGAUGUUCAUGGACAGUUCAGAUACCUAUAACUCAAGAGAGUUCAGCGGUGUGUGCAGUCCACCUGUUCCACUGAGAGGAGCACCGGGCUCCAACUCUCUGGAUGACAUCUCCUUACUUAGCAACCCCUCACCAAGGAAACAAAUUACAGGUUUUCUAUUUUCAGGCGAGUCAGCGAAGAACUACUGAUGAUGAAGAAGAGCUUGACUUGCUGUAUGACUCUCAGAUUAAUUGCUACUAUGACCCCAAAACAUACAAAUACUAUGAGCUGAGCUAAAUCAUUCCACUACAGCUAAUGAUUGUCCUUUCAAGCUGCUUGUUAAAAUUUACAUUAUCAUUAUGAUUUUACUUAAAUAAACUUGUCCGUACCUUAUAAAUAAUAUUCAUGGAUAUAAAGAUAACAUUGAUAGACAUGUGUGUUUAAAUUCUGGUAAUCAUAAUGUUAAUAAUCACAAAAUCAUAACAAACUAGGACCGAACGAUUUCAUUUUAUAAUAGCGCGAGUUUAACAAUCUUAAAAACAUGUGUUGUGAUCUAAUGGCCUUAGAAAGAGUUGUGCAAAUGAGCAAAGUACAUUGCCAAAAUAUGUAUGCAUUAUUUUGAUUACAUACAAAUCUUUUAGUUGAAACCAUGUUUUCAUUUAUUUAUGAGUGGCAGACAAAAGACAACUACAAAAAGAUUCAAACUAACCCAUUACCAUGUUGUUUUUGUAGUUUAACCCAUUUAUGUCUAGUGGACUCUCCCAUUCUUCUAAAUUGGAUCAAUUUAUUUCCAAAAUUAGGGAUGUCUAGUAUAUUUAUUGCUAUAUUUAGAAUAUUUCUUACAGAAAUUACUUUAAGCAAUCAGCGCAGACCCUGAUGAGACGCCGCAUUAUGCUGCGUCUCAUCUGGGUCUACGCUGUUUGCCAAGGCCCUUUUUCUAUAAGCUAGGCAUAAAUGGGUUAAACAAAGAAAUAGUCAGUUACUUUUGAUAAGAUUGAGCUGUUGUGGGCACUUGCGUUGUUAAGUGUUGUUUUAGUGGAUACGAUUGUUUUAAAGAUAAUUGUUUUCCUCCUUAAGAAUAGAGAAGAUACAUGUAGAAACAAGUUUACCAUUAAGUACUGUUGAACAACAUAGAUUAAACAAGUGGUCGACUGCUCUCAAACAGAUGUUUAAAUCAACACUAUUUGCUAGUUGCCACUUGAGAUGAAAACAAAUGUUGUGACACACUCUUGCCAUACUGUUUGUUUCAAACUGAGAUAUAAAACUUAGGUCAAUAGAUUCGUUUUACAGAAGAAAGUUGCUGAUGUCGUGGAUAUUUCACUUCACUGUUGUAAAGCGAAAUUUCUGUAGACACUAUAUAGUUGCAUCUCGCGCAGGCUUUUCGUCUGUUAUCAUAUGUGAUAUAAAACCCAUUGUAUGCAAUAUGUUUGGCACAUUUUAUUGUUUGCACCUGUGAUAGUGUGUGUACUUGUGUAUUUAUUUUGUUAAUGUGUUUGAAUACAAUUCAUGUAUUUGAUAUUCAAUGGACAAUGUUAAGUGUGAAAAAAUAGGAAAAAUAAAUGAUCAUGAACUACAA